UGAAUCAAGUAUGAAUGGCAUCCAUCGACCAAUCACAUUUUGUCAGACGGCAAAUGACAGAUCCGUUAAAAAUGGCCACUCUGCUCAGCGAUCCUUCGUGACGUUUGAAAUUUCAAGAAGAUACACGCUGCUACACACGAUUGGGCGUGAGCAUGGACGAGCCAAGAACUUUGGAAGAACGAUGUGAAGACGCGGUAUUUGUAGUAAGCGACGUCAGGGAACGCUACCCCGCACGAUGCGCAGACGAGCUAGCCAAAUACCUGCUUUUGAAAAAUGACAUUGCUCUGAGACCCAUUUUAGUAAAACCGAUGCCUCAACUCCCUGAAGUACAACAAGUGAUAGACGUGGAAACGCAGACAGAGAUACGGGAAACUUUCAAGAGCAGCAAAACUCAAGAACAGUGGAAUAAUAUAAUCCACAAUAUUCAUGAACUGAAAAUAGUCACUCAACAAUUGGAGGAUAAUAAGAAUUUUGGAAUAAAGUAUCAGUUAUCAUAACUUGA
Molecule: messenger RNA, 502 nt
Organism: Athalia rosae (coleseed sawfly)
Lineage: Eukaryota; Metazoa; Arthropoda; Insecta; Hymenoptera; Athaliidae
Exons: 3
Coding region: 153-497 (114 amino acids)
Source: RefSeq, a predicted model, not a curated record